Suillus subaureus is the source of this 1737-nucleotide messenger RNA. RefSeq names its product vacuolar amino acid permease. Gene Ontology annotation, cellular component: fungal-type vacuole membrane. Bases 1 to 1737 code for a protein of 578 amino acids. Gene Ontology annotation, biological process: transmembrane transport; basic amino acid transport. NCBI's taxonomy places the organism in Eukaryota, Fungi, Basidiomycota, Agaricomycetes, Boletales, Suillaceae. The transcript has 18 exons. Gene Ontology annotation, molecular function: basic amino acid transmembrane transporter activity. The record is from RefSeq and is a predicted model, not a curated record.
AUGUCAUCAAGGUCAUCGUCUAAGGAGUCCCAGCCAUUGCUCCGUGACCAUGAUCAGCAGUCUUCUUAUAACUCUGUGCAGGUCUCAGAGUCCAGCUUGCCGGUUGACCCGCCGCCGCUAAAUCAAGUCUCUCGUGUCGAACUUUUUUGGAUCCUUUCAGGUCUUUGGAGUGCAGUCUUUCUUGGUUCUUUGGAUGGUACAAUUGUGGCAACGCUUCUCUCACCAAUAGGAAGCUACUUCAAUAAAUCUGAACAGUCUUCGUACCUGGGGACAUCAUACUUGCUUUCAGUAUGCUGUUUUACCCCUCUAUACGGCCGACUAUCAGACAUCUUAGGUCGCAAGGGAGCCAUGCUCCUCGGACUAUCUCUAUUUGGAUCGGGUACUAUUGCAUGCGCAUUCGCUCCCUCAAUGGAGGCCUUGAUUGUUGCGCGCGCCAUCGCAGGAAUGGGCGGCGGAGGAGUAAUGACGGUCAGCAGUAUCGCCAUCAGCGAUCUAGUACCCUUGAAACAGCGUGGCCUAUACCAAGGAAUGACUAACAUUUUGUUUGGUCUGGGCGCUGGCCUCGGCGGUCCAUUUGGAGGAUGGGUGAAUGACACCCUGGGUUGGCGGGCAGCAUUUUUAUUGCAGGCGCCGUUGUUGUUUGCAUCUUUUACUUUGGUCGCACUCAAGGUCAACAUAAAGUUACCCGACGAGAUUGAGACCCAAAGCACAUAUUCCAAAUUGCAGCGCAUUGAUUUCAUGGGAUCAUUCACGUUAGUUGGUGCGGUCGCCGGAUUAUUGCUCGGCUUCAGUCUUAAGACUACUGAGGAGCUUCCGUGGUCACACCCCCUAAUAUUGGGGCUUUUCUGUGCCAGCGCGGUUUUCUGGGUCUCCUUCAUUUUAGUGGAGGCUUACUGGGCGCCGUACCCUGUAAUGCCCCUGCGCUUAAUUACGCAACGCACCCCAUUAGCGAUAUCUCUGGCCAACUUUUUAGCUUCUAUGACUGCUUUCUCGACGAUAUACAAUGUCCCUUUGUAUUUCUCAGCCGUUAGGCUCAACUCAUCCACGAAUGCCGGUUUACAUUUGCUUCCUCAUUCUAUUGCUCUAUCCACAGGCAGUAUGAUCGCAGGCUGGAUGAUGCGGCGAACAGGCAAACUGUAUCACUUGACGUUAGCCUCUGUUGGCUUGACCAUUAUCGCCAGUAUUUGUCUCGCUCUGUGGGAUGAUAAUACAUCACAAUACCAUCUAUGGUUAGAUAUUGUCCCACAGGGUUUUGGAAUGGCCAGCUUGAUCACUACUACGCUAAUUGCAAUGAUCGCAGGCGUUUACAAGGAAGACAUGGCGGUUGCAACGGGUAUCACAUAUCUUUUCCGAACAACUGGACAAGUUCUCGGUGUUAGUUUAUCAGGGGCUGUGCUCCAGAGCGUUCUGCUCAGAAAAUUGCGCCAGCGAAUUACUGGAGCUGGUUCAUUAGAGGUAAGCGGCGUUGGUGUGCACAUAUACCAUGCUGUGUUCAGACACUCGAUAAGCUCGAUCCCUAACCUUGCGCCUGCAUACAGAACAGUUGCAGUCGAGUCGUACGCCGAUGCACUCCAUGUUGUUUUCAUCUGUCAUAUUGCGAUCAAUAUUCUCGUUUUCAUUGCAUGCGUGCCCAUCGAGGAGCACCCCCUGCCAGGAACACUUCAGGAGCAAGAAGAACAUUAUAGGAACCAACAACUUGCGCCAAAUGACACUGCUUCAGCAGUGGACUCACCUUAG